CAUGACUGACAGUUCGACGAAUGAUAAAAGUUUAAAAAAUAUGCAAAAUAAACAUGUGAACAUCAUGGCAUUGCCCUGUAAAGUUUGGAGAUAAAUUAAAAAUAAGUUUUAAAUCUCCAGUGGUAAAUCAUGAUUAUUGCAUUGCAAGCUCUGAUAUUCUUUCGUGAAUCACUGUUGACCGCUAUAAAUCGUUUGCUUCGUCCAUAUUACAAGCACUUUUUGUCAUUGAACCGCGAUGAGAAUACCAGUGAUAAUGAAGACUUUGAGGACCACGUAUUUGCGGAGUUUGAUGAUGAGAAAGGCGUAGUAUUCUAUCCCCCCGUUUACGCACAAAGAUAUGCGGCUGUUAGUGAUUGCCUCAUGGAUGAGCGUUGGUGUGGUAAACUAGAAAAGGUUGUAGACCUUGGAUACCAUGAUAUAAGCUUCAUAAAGUACCUAAAAGAAGUGCCAGGUAUUAAAUGUAUACUUGGUGUGGAUAUUGAAAGCAUCCCCCUUCGCUGUUCAUCUGAUAUAUUUGCUAUUGAUGAAUAUUCACUAAAAAGAGAAAAACCUUUACAAGUAAUUCUCUUCCAAGGCAAUGCAGCAGAUCCAGAUUACAGGCUCAUUGGCUGUGAUGCUGUAGUGGCUAUAGAAAUGAUUGAACACAUGUUACCACAUGAUCUGGAAAGGCUCGUACACACUGUGUUUGGAUUUAUUAAACCUUGGAUUGCUGUGUUCACAACACCCAAUUCUGACUUCAAUGUGCUUUUUAAGGCUUUAGAAAAAAAUGGUCUUCGAAGGUUAGACCACUUCUUUGAAUGGUCAAGAGAGCAGUUUCAUGAUUGGUGCAGUAAUAUUGUGUCCCGUUAUCCACAAUAUACAGUAUCAUGCAAGGGAGUGGGCCCAGGACCUCCUGGUACAUUGCAUUAUGGUUGUUGUAGCCAGCUAGCAGUAUUCAUUUCCAAGGAGUACCACAAACAACAAGAUUUGAACUUGAAUAGUUUGGCUUUGGUUGCCAAUGCUCCCAAAUACAAUGAUGCAAGUGAUAUGAUUGGAACUUGGGAAUAUCCUGGAAGUCCCGAAUCUCAGACUAAAAAUAAAAUGCUAUGUUUACCAAAUAGUUCGGAAUCCAUCACUGAGCUGGUAUUCUCCGAGCAAUCAUGCAUAACUAUUUUGAUAUCACCAUCCUUCUCUAUGGCCUCACUCGAGUACCGCGAUAAGAUAUUACAGUGUAAUCUCGACUUCGAAGUGGGCAGGAAUUUCCUUAUGUUUGACGAUGAGAUGUACUUUAAUGUGUUGGUGCCCCGAAGAAAGUUGGCCAAUAGGGUUUAUGUGAUUGAGGAUGUAACAAGCAGAUUAAACUGCACAACCUUGCAAGUAAAGAAAUUCUCAAAAACUACACAGAAUAUGAUGUUAAAGAACAGGUUUGAUUCCAUUGUGCACACGAGACAGGUGGUAGAUGAGAUCCAGCAUUUGACAAAGAUGCUGAACUUUGAUAAGGAAUCCAUAAACAAGGAGCAUAAUGGCACAUGGUGUAAUAUUAACUGGGGUGACAAUGCACCAUAUUGGAAUCAAUAUUAUAAAGUAGUUAGAGAAUAUAACUAUCCAUUUGAGAAUAAAUCUGAAGAAUGCCGUAUCCUAGAUUUGAUAUCUGAAGAGAUGAACCGACUCAUUGAUAUACAAUAUGAUGAAGAGUGCUCUCUUGAUGUUAAUAAGUUCGAGAUACCAAUAGAUCAACUGAUGAGGGUCGUGGAACAUAUUACAGAUGAUGUUGAUAGAGUUAAAGACUUAUUGGAGUGGAACGGCUACGAGGUGGUUGGAGAUACCGUGAUCCACUCACGGAUUGUGGUCGACAGUGGUUCCGUACCCACUCACGAUGACGACUGGCAAGACAACGACACCUUUUCUGAUUGGGGAACUACUGAGGUACACUCCACUUCGUUGUCCGAUGGAAGUACUGUAGCUGCGGAUUAUCAUGGUUGGUGCUUGCGACGUGCUCUCGACCAUAAAGUGCGCAAGCUACGCUCAAUGUUGUCAGCUGACGAGGAUAUCGCCAGCGAGCUGGAUCGCGUCGUAUGCCGGCUCAUGAAGCUAGCCCUCUGCACGAGCCGCGGUCACCAGGCACCACCGCCGCCUCGAUGGAUGCAGUGCAAGCUGUUGGAUCUGCUUACACUCACUGAAAAGGCCAUAGAACGCAGGAAGAAGCACUUCAUUGACAAUUAUCCAUUAAAGGCCAUUGAUUACGACUACCAGAAAACUAAAACUGAGAAGAUGCUCACAUUAACGAAAUUUGUACAAGACGAUUCCGCGAAGGCAUUAAUGGACAAGUACCGUCACUUAGUUGAAUCUAACGAAGCGAAACGUAAAGAGCAGGAUGUAAACAAUUAUGUUUAUUUAAAUGACGACUUAAGUAUCACUAAUAAUGAAUAUUUAAAAGAAUUUGAUUUUGUUGAUGACUCGAUUAAUUCACCUUCUUUAGUAGAUAUAGCAUCUGUAGUAAACAGGUCUGUUAAUAAUAAAUUGUUUGCAACCUUUAAUAAAGAAGAAACUAAAUUGCAAAGAACACAAGCCUGGGUUGAUGAUGAUGUUGAAAUAGUUCCGUGUCCAAAUCACGAUACUGUUGUUGUUAUAAGCUCUGGUGGAGAUACAGAUCACAGUUUUCCCAAUACAGUUCGUUUCAAAGUGAAGAAACUACAUAAAAGACAAAAGAAAUAUAAUUUUAAAAAUAGUUAUGAGUCGAAUGGAAAAUGUAGCAAAGGGAUUGUCAGCAAUAAACAACAUAAACAAAAUAAAGAACGUAAAAACAAAAUUCGAGACAAAACUAAUAAAAUGAAGCUAACGAAGAAAGCACCUAAAGACAAAUCUAGUUAUAGAAAUUUGACCAAAAGUUACAAUAAUGAAGUAUUUUCUACAGACUUAAGUGGUUUUAAAACCAAAUCUAAAAGAAAAAUAAAAGAGCAUUCAAAAUUACAAUCUAAUAUUUCAAAACCAAUUCCAGGAAGUUUAGUAAAACUUUGUAACCCGGAAAGCACUAAAGAAAAAGAUAUGAGUGAGAUUCAGUAUUUGACUGUAGAUGAUAGAAGCAUUAGUCCGUUUAUUAUUAAUGACGAUAUUAUUUGUGAAAAUGUUAAGAUAUCAGCUACAGAAGAAAGUUUACUAAUAGAUAUAGUUAUGGAUAAUAUGGAGGAGACAAUAGCCUUACGUCGGACUAUAGGCUCUGACGCGGACGAAGCUUUGGUUAAUUUGGAGCGAGAUACCGUCCUCGGUAAUUUGGCAAAGGUUCUGAACGAUGACAACUCAUAUUAUAAACCUAAAGUUUUCACGGAAAAUAGUAAUUCGCAAACUAUAUUUUUGUAUGAUAUAAACGAACCCAGUACAUCUAAAGGUGUUCGUCACGUAAAUAUGGAUGUACAGUGUGGGCCUGAUACGACCGCACCUGUGUGCUCCAUGUCGUCUACAACUACAUCAUGUACAAGGAUUCCAAAAAUAUUUACAACGGGAAUAAAAAUAGAUGAUUCAACUACUAAUAUACCGACUCAGAACAGUUUCGGUUGCGGAACUUCGAUUUAUGAUUAUGAUGAUCAUUAUAGAACUAUCUCACCAACGACAAAGUCAAUCGGCAUUAAAAUUAAAAAUUCGGAUUUGAUAAUUAGCGAAAAAGUUGAGUGUGCAACUAUGACUAAUAACAUAAUUACCAAAAAUUUUCUUUGUACGGGAACAAAGUUGAUUAAGUGUAUGUCGAGUGGAUUAGACGAAGAAGAAUCAAUGUCCGAGUUCUACAAAAAAUUUGAUAGUUCAAAGAGCUGUUUUAAAAGUACGAGUGAAAUCCAUAUAAAAUCAUCUAUGAGCAAUAAAGUUAUAGCAGAUCAUAAAUAUUGUACUGGAUCCGUUCAGCCAAAGCUUUGUACUAGUGGUGUUCAUGUUCAUAGUUAUAGAGAUACACAAGUAUCUGAAGAUGUUAUUUAUCAAGGAAAAUGGCAAAGGUGUCGACCAAAAGUCUUAACUAAAAAGCGAAAUAUUUGUAAUAUAAUCACUGGUAAAAAAGUCAGUGGAACGUUAAAUUCUUUUAAGAAAAUUAAGACUGAUUCUAAAGAAAAAAUACAUGAUAAUGUGAUUAAAAGUAUGAUAGAUCGCAAGAAACCAAAAAAAGAGCUCGGGAAAUUAAAAUUGCCUGUGUCUAAUAACACAAUGAAAUAUAAUAAAAAUGUUAUUAAGAUUCCAUCGAAACUAACCUUCAAUUGUCCUUCUAAGAAUGUUAAAUCAGCUUUUAUGUAUAAAAUACAUACGCCAAUUAGCGCCAAGAAGGAAUCUGAAAACGUAACAAAAAAGAAAAUCUAUAUUCCAAAGUAUUUAAAAAGAAAUUUCAUUACUCAAAAUAAACUUGUUACUGAAACAAACCGCUUAAAACAAAGUAUAGAUAUUGUUAAUAAAGUGUUAAAAAACUAUAAAGAAAAACCUGUAGGACAAGUUACACCAUUAGUUCGGUCAAAAACUGAAGAUAUUAACAAAGAUUUGCUAAAAUUUACUGACAUGCCAAGAAACGACAUUAAUUAUAUUGUAUUUCGCAAUGAAAUAGAUACCAAAAAUGCUGAUUGUGAGUCUCCAUCUACUACAAAUAAAAAUAUCAAAAUGAAAGAUUCUGGAAACAAAAUAAAUCACAGUCCAAAAUCGCAAAAUAGUUCGACUUGUUCAUCUCCUAGCAGCAUAGCAACUGUUAGAGUUGCUUCAACCCGACCUAAUAUAUUUUCUAGUAGAAGAUAUUCUGUGUCAUCUAAUAAAAUCAAUUUAAGUAAUAGUGAAUCGGACAUGAACAUCCUCAAAAAUAAGAAGUAUAAGAAAAAGUAUAAAGCUGUUAAAAAAAUAGAACAUAAAGAUCUUGAUAAUAAGGAAAACAUCCCGGAGUCUUCUAUUGACUAUAAAAAAAUAAAUAAAGAAAAUACGAACAAAAGCGUGUAUAGAGCGCAGCUAAUGACUGAGAAGUUAUCUUUACAAAAUAUAGUUAAUAGUUUAUCAAAACAUAAAGCUCAAAGUCCAAAAAAACCAAAUGUUACUAUGAGGAAGUCUGAGGGAACUGGAAAUAAAUUAAUAAGUCCUUUUGUUUCCGAAAAAUCUUUAAAAUCUGAAUUGACUAAUAAUAAAGAAGAAGAAAUAAUUGCUGAUAAUGUAAUGACAACAUCAAAUUCAGUAGAUAGUUCUGAUACAAAAUUCAUUAGCCCUUCUGUUAAAACUUUUAGGACAAAUUACGAGGUUGAUUGCCCUAGCCAAGUCGUAACGAGAUAUAAUAGUAUUUUCUCCGAUAUGAGAAGAAUAAUCGAAGAAAGCCUUAAUUUUGAAAACAGAUACGUAAGUGCGUGCAAUGAUCCUAUGGAUUCCGAAGCAAUAAUUUUAAGAGGCGAAGAUAUUUAUAAUACGAGUUUGGUUGAAAGUUCCUCUCCAGCGAGUUUUAAAACUGUUAUUACUAACGAAGAUCUAAAUAUUUCUAUACAGAGUGAUUUAAAUAAUGUUACGUAUCAGACUUUUGAUUCGAUAUUGGAUGAAGCUUCAAUAAUAGCUGCAUCUGAUAUGGAAUUAACAGAUUUAGAUUUUCUUUCUUUCAAAUCUAUUACAUCUGCGUCAAAAAACUCCGAAUAUUUUUUGGCUGCCGAUGAAUUCGAUAAUACUCGAAAUCAAAAUGAAAGUUCUGUUCAAAAUAUAUUUGAGAGAAAAAAUCAGCUUGUAACCCAGAAUCCAGCUGGAGCUCUGAUUCUUCAAGCAUUUAGUGGAUUUUCUGUAAACGCCGAACCGGUAGCUGGUGACCGGCCAGAUCGUGUCAAUUUUAUUGAUUCAGAAACGGGAAGUAUUGCUUUGGAAGUAGCGAGACAAGUUGCGUCAGAGGAAGUAUUCAUAUCUGGCAGAUCGUCUGCCAGUUACGAAUCCUGUAUAAUCGACGAUGAAACUAUCCUUCCGUAUUGGCUCUUCCAUAUUAGUCAAGAAUCGGUAGACGACGAGGAACCAAUACAGCCUCCCCUAGAACAGCCAUUGGCUCUACCCGAGCCAAUGUUCGAUACGAACGGCAACGCGCUGCCUGGUGUGGGAGCAGGUGCGGGGGAUGGGCACGGUAUGCACAGCGACCUCUCGCAGGAUAGUUCUGAACAGGGCACUUCUCACAGUUCCACUGACACCUCGUCCGGAGUGCAGAGUGAGGUGAUUCUAAUAGAUCCGUCAGCUUUCACUGCACAGUUGGAAUUAUUACGAGGUACAACGGAAAAUUCAUUGGUGCCUAUUGUUCAGAUUCCAGCAGAAGAAAUGCCCGAUGUCUCUUUUGUGAUAAUUGAAGGUCGCGCAAGCGAUCCUGUAAAUUUAGACGAAGGCAGGAAUCCGGUGGUGUCGUUGCUAGCAGCCAGCGAUGUGGAAGCGGAUAUCAGUUCGUUCGACACUGACGUCCCGGACUCGUCGGACAACUGAUCCGCUCCAUGAUUGUGAGGUUAAAAAUUCUAGUGUAUAUUUUUGUUUACAUACAUGUUUGUUAUUGUAAAUACAUUACAUUUCUCACGUCCUAAUAAAUUAUUGUAUUUAUCUUUAAUAUUGUUUCGUUAAUAUGAUAUUAUACUUUCAUUACUG
Galleria mellonella (greater wax moth) is the source of this 6579-nucleotide messenger RNA. RefSeq lists its product as uncharacterized. Gene Ontology annotation, molecular function: RNA methyltransferase activity; O-methyltransferase activity. Gene Ontology annotation, cellular component: cytoplasm; nucleus. Bases 130 to 6423 code for a protein of 2097 amino acids. The record is from RefSeq and is a predicted model, not a curated record. The transcript is spliced from 24 exons. Gene Ontology annotation, biological process: RNA methylation; siRNA processing; piRNA processing. Lineage: Eukaryota; Metazoa; Arthropoda; Insecta; Lepidoptera; Pyralidae.